Messenger RNA from Stylonychia lemnae, 189 nucleotides. The record is from the annotation of a GenBank genome assembly. Lineage: Eukaryota; Ciliophora; Spirotrichea; Sporadotrichida; Oxytrichidae.
AUGUUUGACAGAAGAACCAUUCCUCUAGCAUGCUUAUUGGUUACUUAUUAUACUAUCCCUGAGAUAUUUUGGCCAUUUGGAAGAGAAUUAGCGAAAUCAAAUGAAUUAAUAAAGCCAGAGCAACCUUAAAAUCCUUCAUCAGAGACAACUUAAAAUGGAAGAAGUGCAUUUUAAAGCAGACCGCGAUGA